UAAUUCUCUUUACUAAAACUGGCCAUUUAGACUUGGCGGAGGUUCAGUUUGUUUUACCUGAGUUACAGGCGCCGUCAUAAACAAGUUUACACUCGCUUAGUUAGGUCAAAUCUACUGGAUGGAAUCGGAACCACUUCUGACUGGAAGCAUUAACUACGGCUCCCACCCUGACCACAAUGAUCACCUUGAAAAGGGAUCCCCAAAGACGAGACGUCUGUCCUACUCGGUUGCAGCAGAGUCCUGCUGUGUCGAAGGGGGUAAGCGAUUCAGUAGUUCACAAUAUUUGAAGCAUAGCUUCAUAACAUAUUAUAACACGGUCAUAACCAUUUCAUGUCAUAACAGCUCACAUAACUUGUCAUAAUCUGUCAUAUUUUCAUAACACUGUCAUGACAUAUAUUUAGACCUGUUGUGACAUAUGACAUAUGAUAAGGUCCUCUACCCUUUCGCCGAAGUAUACGAUCAGGACACUGAUCACCCAGUCUCUUCUUGCCUGGACGGUGUUGCACUGACAUGAGCAGCAAUUAACGUGGUUGUAUAUGCUACAGUCAACCAACCAAAUUAACCAAAUUGUCACCAAAUGUAAUUAUUGACUGUAAUGUGACUGUAUCAUGAGCGCAUACCCCGUAGCACUUCCAGGAUGCUCUGCAUCUCCUCCUUUGCAGCAUCUCCUCUCAUCUUGAACAAGGACAACAGUCUUGUAAUGGUCCAGUUUCUCCAUGAAGGUGGACUGAAGCGGGAUGGUUGUAAUCCUUCUGAAUUCCUUCUCAAUCUGUGAGAGAGACAGAGAGAGAUUUGUGACUAAUACUGUGAUGAGUAUCUCAGGUCAAGACAACAAAGAAUAAUGAUGAUCAAUCAUUACAUUAUUGGCAAUUGUCAUUCAACUGUAAUUUUACGUGAGUCGGCUGAAACAUGGCUUUGAGGUCACUCACAAGAAGUUAGACUCCAAGUUUGUUUAUGGCAGCCUCCCUCAAGGUCUUCACCUCAACAAUGGAUGCAGAUGCAUGAGCUAGCUACUUUCUCUGAAAAAUAUAAGUAAUGAACAGAAAUCAGAAUAGAGUAUGCAACAAUGCGGUAAUACCGCUAAAGAAAGAAACACAAAAAGCUAAGACUACAUACCAAUAGCAAACACAUUCACACAUUCUCAAACACAUCAAAAUCCCCCUUUAUCAACGUUUUCAUAACAUACAGUGAGGGAAAAAAGUAUUUGAUCCCCUGCUGAUUUUGUACGUUUGUCCACUGACAAAGACAUGAUCAGUCUAUAAUUUUAAUGGUAGGUUUAUUUGAACAGUGAGAGACAGAAUAACAACAAAAAAAUCAAGAAAAACGCAUGUCAAAAAUGUUAUAAAUUGAUUUGCAUUUUAAUGAGGGAAAUAAGUAUUUGACCCCUCUGCAAAACAUGACUUAGUACUUGGUGGCAAAACCCUUGUUGGCAAUCACAGAGGCCAGACGUUUCUUGAAGUUGGCCACCAGGUUUGCAGGGAUUUUUUCCCACUCCUCUUUGCAGAUCUUCUCCAAGUCAUUAAGGUUUUGAGGCUGACGUUUGGCAACUCAAACCUUCAGCUCCCUCCACUUAUUUUCUAUGAGAUUAAGGUCUGGAGACUGGCUAGGCCACUCCAGGACCUUAAUGUGCUUCUUCUUGAGCCACUCCUUUGUUGCCUUGGCUGUGUGUUUUGGGUCAUUGUCAUGCUGGAAUACCCAUCCACGACCCAUUUUCCAUGCCCUGGCUGAAGGAAGGAGGUUCUCACCCAAAAUUUGACAGUACAUGGCCCCGUCCAUCGUCCCUUUGAUGCAGUGAAGUUGUCCUGUCCCCUUAGCAGAAAAACACCCCCAAAUCAUAAUGUUUCCACCUCCAUGUUUGACGGUGGGGAUGGUGUUCUUGGGGUCAUAGGCAGCAUUCCUCCUCCUCCAAACAUGGCGAGUUGAGUUGAUGCCAAAGAACUCCAUUUUGGUCUCAUCUGACCACAACACUUUCACCCAGUUCUCCUCUGAAUCAUUCAGAUGUUCAUUGGCAAACUUCAGACGGGCCUGUAUAUGUGCUUUCUUGAGCAGGGGGACCUUGUGGGCGCUGCAGGAUUUCAGUCCUUCACGGCGUAGUGUGUUACCAAUUGUUUUCUUGGUGACUAUGGUCCCAGCUGCCUUGAGAUCAUUGACAAGAUCCUCCCCUGUAGUUCUGGGCUGAUUCCUCACCGUUCUCAUGAUCAUUGCAACUCCACGAGGUGAGAUCUUGCAUGGAGCCCCAGGCCGAGGGAGAUUGACAGUUAUUUUGUGUUUCUUCCAUUUGCGAAUAAUCGCACCAACUGUUGUCACCUUCUCACCAAGCUGCUUGGCGAUGGUCUUGUAGCCCAUUCCAGCCUUGUGUAGGUCUACAAUCUUGUCCCUGACAUCCUUGGAGAGCUCUUUGGUCUUGGCCAUGGUGGAGAGUUUGGAAUCUGAUUGAUUGAUUGCUUCUGUGGACAGGUGUCUUUUAUACAGGUAACAAGCUGCGAUUAGGAGCACUCCCUUUAAGAGUGUGCUCCUAAUCUCAGCUCGUUACCUGUAUAAAAGACACCUGGGAGCCAGAAAUCUUUCUGAUUGAGAGGGGGUCAAAUACUUAUUUCCCUCAUUAAAAUGCAAAUCAAUUUAUAACAUUUUUGACAUGCGUUUUUCUGGAUUUUUUUGUUGUUAUUCUGUCUCUCACUGUUCAAAUAAACCUACCAUUAACAUUAUAGACGGAUCAUUUCUUUGUCAGUGGGUAAACGUACAAAAUCAGCAGGGGAUCAAAUACUUUUUUCCCUCACUGUAUAGCUAACGUUAGCUAUGUUAGCUAUCAACUAUUCAUGUAGCUAGCUAGCUACCUAGAUAGCUAGUUAGUGUUUGUUAAUCACUACAGAUGGUGGUGUGCAAAACCACUAGCUAAAUAUUCACCCAUGCAUUGUAACGUACAGCUAACUCAGUGCCAUUAUCCCCGGAAGGUGAGGUAUUGAAAACAGGGGUGUCAAUCAUUUUUGAGAAAAGAAUUAUUACUUGUUAAACAAAAUAUUUUUCUCUGAGCAAUUGUAUUAGUAUAAAAUAGUAUAAUUUCCCCAUUUGUUGAGCAUACAAUAUAGCUCAGUAUUUAAAUUAUUUAUUAUAUACAGUCAUUUUUGCUCAUUUUAUCAUUUUAUCAAGGCCUUGACAAGGGUGUCAAUAAUUUCGGACCCCACUGUAUACACUGUAUAUACAGUAUAUAUAUAAUUUCAUGACCUCUUGAAUUUAUGUCAAGUAUGCCUUUUGAAGUAAAAUAUUAUAAAUUACAUUUGACACAUGGGUUCCAGACAAAGUACAUUAAAAAUAAAAAUAAACUUGUUAAAGAACAUACUACUGUCUGGAGGCCUAUCACGUACCUACACCAUAUAUCAGUCAUAAGUCCUGCUCCUGCAUUCAUUCCAGUCAUCAACAACAGAACACUGAGGUAGGCACAGGUUUUACAUCAAUGUGUGUGCAAUUACCAUGGUAAUAAAAUUGCCAAUUUCAGGUAAUGUUAUAAAACAUACUAUUUACAAGUAGGCUAUGCUGGAAUGGAAUGGUUUGCCUUGUUUGGUAGGUUUUGUGGGUUUUGACACUCUUAUGUAGGUGUCAUAACCAGCCAUGAAACAUUGCAAUAUAUCUCAAAACACAAAAUGAGGAAAAAAAAAUCCAGAAAAUCACAUUGUAGGAUUUUUAAUGAAUUUAUUUGCAAAUUAUGGUGGAAAAUAAGUAUUUGGUCAAUAACAAAAGUUUCUCAAUACUUUGUUAUAUACCCUUUGUUGGCAAUGACACCGGUCAAACGUUUUCUGUAAGUCUUCACAAGGUUUUCACACACUGUUGCUGGUAUUUUGGCCCAUUCCUCCAUGCAGAUCUCCUCUAGAGCAGUGAUGUUUUGGUGCUGUCGCUGGGCAACACAGACUUUCAACUCCCUCCAAAGAUUUUCUAUGGGGUUGAGAUCUGGAGACUGGCUAGGCCACUCCAGGACCUUGAAAUGCUUCUUACGAAGCCACUCCUUCGUUGCCCGGGCGGUGUGUUUGGGAUCAUGGUCAUGCUGAAAGACCCAGCCACGUUUCAUCUUCAAUGCCCUUGCUGAUGGAAGGAGGUUUUCACUCAAAAUCUCACGAUACAUGGCCCCAUUCAUUCUUUCCUUUACACGGAUCAGUCGUCCUGGUCCCUUUGCAGAAAAACAGCCCCAAAGCAUGAUGUUUCCACCCCCAUGCUUCACAGUAGGUAUGGUGUUCUUUGGAUGCAACUCAGCAUUCUUUGUCCUCCAAACACGACGAGUUGAGUUUUUACCAAAAAGUUAUAUUUUGGUUUCAUCUGACCAUAUGACAUUCUCCCAAUCCUCUUCUGGAUCAUCCAAAUGCACUCUAGCAAACUUCAGACGGGCCUGGACAUGUACUGGCUUAAGCAGGGGGACACGUCUGGCACUGCAGGAUUUGAGUCCCUGGCGGCGUAGUGUGUUACUGAUGGUAGGCUUUGUUACUUUGGUCCCAGCUCUCUGCAGGUCAUUCACUAGGUCCCCCCGUGUGGUUCUGGGAUUUUUGCUCACCGUUCUUGUGAUCAUUUUGACCUCACGAGGUGAGAUCUUGCGUGGAGCCCCAGAUCGAGUGAGAUUAUCAGUGGUCUUGUAUGUCUUCCAUUUCCUCUUGAAUUUAUGUCAAGUAUGACCUUUGAAGUAAAAUAUUAUAAAUUACAUUUGACACAUGGGUUCCAGACAAAGUACAUUAAAAAUAAAAAUAAACUUGUUAAAGAACAUACUACUGUCUGGAGGCCUAUCACGUACCUACACCAUAUAUCAGUCAUAAGUCACAAAUGCUGUCCUGCUCCUGCAUUCAUUCCAGUCAUCAACAACAGAACACUGAGGUAGGCACAGGUUUUACAUCAAUGUGUGUGCAAUUACCAUGGUAAUAAAAUUGCCAAUUUCAGGUAAUGUUAUAAAACAUACUAUUUACAAGUAGGCUAUGCUGGAAUGGAAUGGUUUGCCUUGUUUGGUAGGUUUUGUGGGUUUUGACACUCUUAUGUAGGUGUCAUAACCAGCCAUGAAACAUUGCAAUAUAUCUCACAACACGUAUACAUAUAUGUGUCAUGACAGUGUUAUGACAGUGUUAUGACAGGUUUUGACAAGUUAUGCCAACUGUUAUAACAUGUUAUGACAUGGUUAUGACCAUGUUAUAAGGUGUUAUGACGCUAUGCUUCAAGUAACGUGUUACCAAUUGUUUUUAAUGCCUCAAAACUCUAUUUGAAUGGUCCACGAUGUGUUGAUAAAAAAUCUAUAACAUGCUUGGUGACAGUAGAAAUCAUUGACAGGAAGUUUUCUUUGGCAGCACAUUGUGGACUGCUUUUGAUAAAAAAGUUGCCCUGUCAGAGACAGCCAUGAUGAUUGAUGACACAUAAUGUGGUUGUAGUCAGCAGUGAGUCAUCCAGUCUGGGCUACUAACAAUUGCUCUAUGGGCGGGACAUGUUCUUUCAAAACAUGGGGAGAAAAUAAUAGUCAUCUGAAAAGGGAAACACUAUCAAACAUGAAUGUGACCAUGUAUUAUGACUGGAAAAUGUACCUUUAAAAGUUAGACCAGUGGAGCGACAUUGCAGAGGCAGUGGGAUUCUGGGUAAACGGUUCAACUGUAUGUUGAGAAUUUGAAUGAAGCCUAUCAUUCUUGUCAUGCUAUAUGGAGGGAAACAAUAAAAUCCAAUGAUUUUAAACAAUAAAGUCCCAAAUCCUAUGAAUUGCCCUGAAACAGGUUGAAAUGCCAAGCUCCACAUUGUGUUAUGUCCUGUUGAACAAGGAUUGCCCUGCCCUAGAUUACUCUACCCUUUUCAGACAUCCCAUUUUACUGAUGAUGUACAGUAGCUCUUCUUUACACCCCACACAAAGCUUUUGAAAGACAGUCAUGUAAUGAAAUACACUACAUGGCCAAAAGUAUGUGGACAUCUGCUCGUCGAACAUCUUUCCAAAAUCAUAGGCAUUAAUUUGGAGUUGGUACCCCCUUUGCUGCUAUAACAGCCUCCACUGUUCUGGGAAGGCUUUUCACUAGAUGUUGGAACAUUGCUGCAGGUACUUGCUUCCAUUCAGCCACAAGAGCAUUAGUGAGGUCGGGCACUGAUGUUGGGCGAUUAGGCCCGGCUCGCAGUCUGCAUUCCAAUUCUUCCCAAAGGUGUUCGAUGGGGUUUAGGUCAGGGCUCUGUGCAGGCCAGUCAAGUUCUUCCACACCGAUCUCGACAAACCAUUUCUGUAUGGACCUCGCUUUGUGCACGGGGGCAUUGUCAUGCUGAAACAGGAAAGGGCCUUCCCCAAACUGUUGCCACAAAGUUGGAAGCACAAAAUUGUCUAGAAUGUAAUUGUAUGCUGUAGUGUUAAGAUUUCCCUUCACUGGAACUAAGGGGCCUAGCCCGAACCAUGAAAAACAGCCCUAGACCAUUAUUCCUCCUCCACUAAACUUUACAGUUGGUACUAUGCAUUCGGGCAGGUAACGUUCUCCUGGCAUCCGCCAAACCCAGAUUCGUCCGUCGGACUGCCAGAUGGUGAAGCGUGAUUCAUCACUCCAGAGAACGCGUUUCCAAUGCUCCAGAGUCCAAUGGCGGCGAGCUUUACACCACUCCAGCCGACGCUUGGCAUUGCGCAUAGUGAUCUUAGGCUUGUGUGCAGCUGCUCGGCCAUGGAAACCCAUUUCAUGAAGCUCCCGACCAACAGUUCUUGUGCUGACGUUGCUUCCAUAGGCAGUUUGGAAGUCGGUAGUGAGUGUUGCAACCGAGGACAGACCAUUUUUACGCACUACACGCUUCAGCACUCAGAGGUCCCGUUCUGUGAGCUUGUGUGGCCUACCACUUCGCGGCUGAGCCGUUGUUGCUCCUAGACAUUUCCACUUCAUAAUAACACCACUUACAGUUGACCGGGGCUGCUCUAGCAGGGCAGAAAUUUGAAGAACUGACUUGUUGGAAAGGUGACAUCCUAUGACGGUGCCAUGUUAAAAGUCACUGAGCUCUUUAGUACGGGCCAUUCUACUGCCAAUGUUUGUCUAUGAAGAUUGCAUGGCUGUGUGCUCUAUUUUAUACACCUGUCAGCAACGAGUGUGGCUGAAAUAGCCGAAUCCACAAAUUUGAAGGGGUGUCCACAUACUUUUAUAGCGUAGGUUAGAUGGGGUCAAAGACAAAUCCAGGACAUGAUAUGGCUUAUUGACACAGACCAGAAUAGCUGUAUGAAUUGGAUUCAUUGUUGUAGGCCCAAACUGAAAAUAAUAAUUUAGUUGAAGUGACAGUCCAGUCCAUUAAGUGAAAGAGGGUUCAGUUGACAUUUAGAUGUCUGAUCAGCUCUGUGGAAAAAUGCCUGCAAUCCGUAUCUAAUUUAAUCUGACCUGGCGAGCGAUGCUUGGAGCACACUAUUCAUCCAGACUUGGUUAUAAUUCGAUUGGAAUAUUUGAAAGACUAAGAUGAAUUCAGACGUGCUAAUGUUGAACUUUACUACAUACACAUGCACACAGGCCUACAGUAGGAUUAGGAUAUGGGCUCAGACUUUGACCUCUGUGGAAAUGACUGUACUGUUUUUGUUAUAGAAUCAGUGGCCACUGAGAAAAGGUGAGCAUGAGAUACAAGGUUUUGGUUUUUGGUUGUGGUUUAUUAAUCUGCUUGAGAAAAACUACAGAUAGGUAGAUAGGUUUGUUUUCAAUCUUUUGUUUUCAAUCAAUACAAAUUAUGACUUUAUUUGUUUGAGAAAAGCUAUUGAUAGGCACUGUUUGUUUUUUACAGUUUUUACAGUAUUUUCCUCUCCUCCUACACAGUUGAUGAGGAUCUCUACCUCCAGCAAGCUGUUGUGUUUAUUGAGGACGCCAUACAGGUGAAACAUAUAUUCUUUGUAUGAACUGUCACUGUAACUGAUUGAAAUACAUUCUUUGUAUGAACUGUCCCUAAACUGGGACCCGUGUAGCUCAGUUGGUAGAGCAUGGCGCUUGCACCGCCAGGGUUGUGGGUUUGAUUCCCAUGGGGGGCCAGUAUAAAAAAAGAUUAAAAAAAAAAAAAAUGGUAUGCACUCACUAACUGUAAGUUGCUCUGGAUAAGAGCGUCUGCUAAAUGACUAAAAUGUAAAACAAUGAAAUGUGUUUCUUCUUCUACAGUACCGAUCCAUCAAUCAUAGGGUGGAUGCAAUCUCAUUACGUCUGUACAGGUGGUACUUCUCCAGGAUAUGGCAAUGGUAAGCUGCUACUGUCAUGAUGAGUCAAAUAAUAUUGUUCUGCAUGUUUAUAUUCUUAUAUUUGUCCUAUCCUCUAAAGUCAGUCAUUAAAUCCCUCUGCACUGCGUCUCACUGCAAUGUGUGACCACACUCAGUAUUGUCAUCAGCAUUGCCAUGACUUAACUCUGUCCUGUCUUAACUUCCUCUGUGGUUAAGUGUAGUGAGAAGAGCACUUUAUGAAGGUGAAGCCAACCAUCACCCUUCCUGUUCUCAGUUUGAAACCCACUCAGGGGUUUUGUGUCAUUGUUAAAUGACUGUCUGUGUUGCUCAGGGGGCUGGGCCUGACUAUUGCGGUCGUCUUGAUUCUGGCUUUCAUCGAGAGGCCCUCAUCCCUCUCCUACACAUCAGACCCUCGCUUCAGACCUCCCCCCUGGGAGCCCCCUUGUGGCCUGACAGAGGGCAUAGAGAUAGUCUGCCUCAUCAUCUUUGCCAUUGACCUCGCUACCAAGGUAACCAUCAGACCAUGUUUCUGCCAAUGUCAACGGUGAAGAGAUACAGUAGAUGGGCAACAAGAAAUCUCAAAGUACAUGAAAAUCCAUUUUCUAUCUUUAUUUGCAAUAACAUAUAUAUGGCUCUAACUUAAUCUAUUGUUCUUAGAGCUAUUUGAUUGGUUGGGAGGAGUUCCGGAAAUGCAAGUGGUUGGUUGUCUACAUCAUGGUCAUCUCAGCAUCUGUAAUUGAUUGGACAUUGACGUUGAGCAUGUAUUGUGAACAGGUGAGAUCAUAUUCAAAAUGUUAGUUUAUACAUCCUGUGUAAUAUGUCUCUUAACAGUUCAUAAAGACAUGGUUUACAAUACAAAGAUUCAAAUGGAAUGUUGCUCUUUCCCUUUGUUGUCAAUGGCAGAACUUACGAGUUAGGAGACUCAUUCGGCCAUUCUUCCUCCUUCAAAACUCCUCCCUGAUGAAGAAAACAUUAAAGUGCAUCAAGAGGACCCUCCCAGAGAUAGCCAGGUAAUUGUGUUUACCACCAACACUUUAUUAAAUCUCAUAUAACCUCCCGAGUGGCGCAGUGGUCUAAGGCCACUAGAGCCUUAGACCACUGCGCCACUAGAGAUCCUGGUUCGAAACCAGGCUCUGCUGUAGCCGGCCGCAACCGGGAGACCAAUGGGGCGGCGCACAAUUGGCCCAGGGUAGGGGAGGGAAUGGCCGGCAGGGAGGUAGCUCAGUUGGUAGAGCAUGGCGUUUGCAACGCCAGGGUUGUGGGUUCGAUUCCCACGGGGGGCCAGUAUGAAAAUAAAAAAGAAUAAUGUAUGCACUAACUGUAAGUCGCUCUGGAUAAGAGCGUCUGCUAAAUGAUGUAAAAUUUAAAUAUCUUCGCUUUACAAUUAUUGUCAACCUCAAAAUACUCUCACUUCUGUGUUUCACAUACGUAAUUCCCUAAAACUGCACUAUAGGGUAUAUUUAGGGUUAUAUACUGAUACAUGAUUCACUCUUGUUUUAGUACAGAUGGCACCCUAAUAUACUUGUAUACGUAUAUAGGCCUGACUGUCAUUGCAGAGGUGUGUCUAAUGCACCUCUCCUCUCUCUCUUGCCUCCCAGUGUUAUCCUGCUCCUGGCUCUCCAUCUCUGCCUCUUCACCAUGAUUGGCAUGCUGCUCUUUGCUAAAGGAGAGGUACGCCCUGUUACACCCCGCUGGCUGUACCGUUGACGCCCAGUUCUCAAGCCUGAACAUGCCCUUUUACCUUACCUCACUACUGUUUUAUCCACCCGGUGGUACAGGCUUUAACAGAGCUUUAACACCAACCAGUGGUAGAUGUGUAGUAUUACACCUACCUGAAUAGAGACCUGAACAGAAACUCACCCCAACAUGACCAGGAUAAAGCACAAUGUGUGUCCAUUUAACAUUGUUAUUAUAAGGGAGUUAAAUAUCUCCAUAUUACUUAUGUUUUGUCCCUAGAACCCAAAGCACAAUGGGGAGUGGGAGGCCUACUUCAGAGACUUGCCCACGUCUCUCUCCUCUCUCUUGGUGCUCCUUACUACAGCCAAUAACCCUGAUGGUAAGUUCACUGUGUUGUUCAUAGUGAAUGAAACAUAUAUUUUCUGCUGCAUACUAUACAGUUGUCUCCUCCACCUAAACCUGUCUUUGUGUUUUUAACAGUGAUGAUUCCUGCCUAUUCCUUAAACCGAGGAUACUCCAUCUUCUUCAUUAUGUUUAGUGGUUUUGGUAAGAACUAGCCACCAAACUGUUAAGAGACAAGGAAAAUAUGAAACGGUUGGAGUGGUAACACAGUCUGUUGUUAAUUGGUCUUAUUUACUGCUUCCAGGAACCUACUUCUUGAUGAACUUACUAACUGCCAUCAUUUACAACCAGUUCAGGGGAUACCUGCUGGUGAGUUUAAGACUGCCACUGGAUUGAUAUGAUUAAAUAUCAGAGCAUUUAAAGGUACAGUGUAAACCCCAUAGAAUAUAAUAAAGAAACUGUUCUCUUGUGGCAGAUGUCUGUCCAGGCGUCCAUCCUAAGGAGGAGACUGGGCAUCAGAGCUGCCUUCGAGGUCAUGUCCUGCCAGGGGCGGGGUCAGGAUGCUACACACUCAGAGGAGCAUGUGUAAGACUGCUCAUUCUCUUAUACUUAGCCCUACACACACAAAGACACACACACAAAGACACACACACACACUGAAUGGCCUUACAUCUUGUCCCUCGCAGAGAGCGUGUGCGGGUGGAUGCAUCUUUGCAGGUCAUGGCGAGGGUACAAAUGAAGUCAUACUACAGACAAGCCAUCAUCAAGGUGAGAAAAGACUACAGUGGAAAUCUUUAGAACAUGUGGAUAAACUUUUGAAUGUGACUUCCUUUGAAUGUGCGUGUUUCCCCGUCUCUCUCUCUCUCUCUCACUCUCUCUCUCUUUUUUCCCCACUCUCUCUCAUUUUCUCCUCUCCCACGGGUCAACCUGUAGAGAGUGCAGCAGUUGUCAGAUGGCUUCAUCCAGUGGGAGGCCUUCCGGAGGCUGUUUGAUGAGCUGGACAAGGACCGCAUCAAAGAGGUGGGGCCACAUCUAAAGAACUGCUCUGUGCAUCUCCACUGUGGAUCAAUGUUACUGUUUUGGGUUAACUUCAACGUUGGUUCUAAACUGUCUUAUUUGACUUGUCUAAAUGAUAGCUAGAUUGAUCUUGUAUGAUUUGAUGAGUCUUCAUUGUCUUUCUCCUGCAGCAUCCUCCAAAGCCAGAGUACAACUCCCCACUCCUCCAGAGGCUUCAGGUGGUUUUCAGCCACUACUAUGUUAUGAUAGUGGGCAACGGCGUAGCCCUGGCCAAUGUCAUGUGCAUCUGUGUAAGUCCAAGACAUUCUUACAUAUGUCGUGCCUGUUGUUUGUGCGUCCCAGCAUAUUAGACUCAACUUGUUUGGUCUCUCUGUUUCUCUCUGUGUGUUGCAGACCAUACUGGUGCUUAACUCCGAGAAGUCCAUUGCAGAGCGGGAUGACUACUACUUGGAAGUUAUUAACUGUUUCUUUAUUCUAUACUACCUGAUGGAGAUGAGUCUAAAGAUAUUAGCAUUUGGAUGGAGAGGCUACCUGUCAUACAGAAACAACAUCUUUGAUGGACUUCUCACAGUUUGCCUUCUGGUAAGAUAUUCUGUAAAUGAAAGGAAACAUAUUAAAGGUGCAAUAUGUAGAAAUCACUCCACCAUUUCAAUGCUUUCGCCUAAUUUCAGUUUAUGUGACAAAUCAAACAAUGUAUAGUGUGUAGAGAAUCAUUGUACAAUCUAAACCGCUGUGAAAUAUAUUUUCAAUAACCUAAAGUAUUGUAUUUUCAGCUGUUUGAAGCUGGAGUACAAAACUGAAAGAAAAAAGACACUAAAACGUAACUUAAGAACGGGGAGCAUAGAAAAAGUGCACAUAGAAUGGAUCGACUUGCUUUCAAUGAGAAUGACAGAUCUAUAACUCACAUUUCUAUGUGAAUGUGGCCGGGUCGCCCAAAAAGCUACGUACUGCCCCUUUAAGCGUAUUUCUGUCUUGGUAAUAUAACUCAAAGUAUUUAUCUUCUUUUUUUUUUUUAACAGGUCCUUCAGAUCACCAUUUUUGCCACCUACAGGCUUCCAUUUCCUAAAUGGUUGGUCUCUUCACUUCGGUCAUAUUUCUCGCUCAACAAAUACAUUCUGUAUAAGGAAAUUGUCCUAAAGGAUGGGGCUCAUUAUAUAUACAGUAACAAUAGUGAUAAAAAAGUAACUUUGUUUACACACACACACAGGUACAUGGGGAUGGUCUAAAACAGGAAUCGAAACAUGGAAAUGAAGAUAUGGUACAUAGUGAUACACAUGAUAAACAUAGCAGAGGAAGAGUGUUACUGAAUAGAACACUAUGAACCGAUGAAUGGUAAUAGAUAAGUUACUAACUAAGUAACACUGUAAGAUUGAAUAAACCUUUGUGUUGUGUGGUUGUCCCAGGAACCCAGCGUCGCGUGGUCUGAUGUCUCUGUGGGAGAUGGUGCGUCUGGUCAACAUGCUCAUCGUCGUCCGCUUCCUCCGUAUCAUCCCUGAUAUCAAGGUGAGGAGUGGUAGUAGGAGUGCCAUCGUUGUCAAUGUACAGUAUGUGACGAGACCAUUGUAUAUGUUGUAUUUGCCUCCACCUAGUGGUGGAAAUGGUUUAUUGCUUGACUUUUGCUCUAUUUUGGUGUACCGGUAUGUCAAUAGAUUUGUAUUGUUGUAAAGUCCUCCUGGUACAGCCAAUGUCUCUAUCAUCUCUGGUUAUGCAUGUUGGUAUUAUCAUAUAGAAAUAGUCAUCCUUGUGUUUUUAUGCCUCUUUUAGCUGAUGGCACUUGUAGCGAGUACUUUGGUUGACCUGGUGAAAAACCUCCGAGCUUUUGCAGGAAUACUAGUGGUGAGUGACUCAAUUACACUUAUUUUUUUCUCUUUUGUUCUCUCACCCAACUAGUCAUUUUAAAUGCAUCUCUAUACACUAGGCAUCUGUUUGCUGGACAUCAUGAGUGCCCUAUCACAGCUAACAGCUAUCUGUGUUUUAUGCCUCUUUGUUCUUUAGGUGGUGUUCUAUGUGUUUGCUGUCCUUGGCAUCUGGCUGUUCCAGGGAGCCAUCACAGCUCCAGGGCAGAUUAGGUACAGUUUGACACAAUUAUAUUUUUGAAAGCUUGUACCCUAUUCACAAACCUCAAAGUAGCAAUGGCCUCCUACAGUAGCUAAUAAAAUAAAAUAAAAUAAAAUUGUAUUGGCCACAUGCGCCGAAUACAACAGGUGUAGAAAUUACAGUGAAAUGCUUACUUACAGCCCUUAACCAACAAUGCAUUUAUUUUUUAAUAAAAAAAGUAAAAUAAAACAACAACAAAAAAGUGUUGAGAAAAAAAGAGCAGAAGUAAUAUAAAAUAACAGUAGGGAGGCUAUAUAUACAGGGGGGUACCGGUGCAGAGUCAAUGUGCAGGGGCACCGGCUAGUUGAGGUAGUAAUUAACAGAGUAGCAGCAGCGUAAAAAGAUGGGGUACCGCUUGCCGUGCGGUAGCAGAGAGAACAGUCUAUGACUAGGGUGGCUGGAGUCUUUGACAAUUUUGAGGGCCUUCUGACACCGCCUGGUAUAGAGGUCCUGGAUGGCAGGAAGCUCCUUUGUCUUGGUCACGUUGAGGGAGAGGUUGUUAUCCUGGCACCACACGGCCAGGUCUCUGACUUCCUCCCUAUAGGCUGUCUCAUCGUUGUCGGUGAUCAGGCCUACCACUGUUGUGUCGUCGGCAAACUUAAUGAUGGUGUUGGAAUCGUGCCUGGCCAUGCAGUCAUGGGUGAACAGGGACUACAGGAGGGGACUGAGCACGCACCCCUGAGGGGCCCCCAUGUUGAGGAUCAGUGUGGCAGAUGUGUUGUUACCUACCCUUACCACCUGGGGGCGGCCCGUCAGGAAGUCCAGGAUCCAGUUGCAGAGGGAGGUGUUUAGUCCCAGGAUCCUUAGCUUAGUGAUGAGCUUUGAGGGCACUAUGGUGUUGAAUGCUGAGCUAUAGUCAAUGAAUAGCAUUCUCACGUAGGUGUUCCUCUUGUCCAGGUGGGAAAGGGCAGUGUGGAGUGCAAUAGAGAUUGAAUCAUCUGUGGAUCUUUUGGGGCGGUAUGCAAAUUGGAGUGGGUCUAGGGUUUCUGGGAUAAUGGUGUUGAUGUGAGCCAUGACCAGCCUUUCAAAGCACUUCAUGGCUACAGACGUCAGUGCUAUGGGUCGGUAGUCAUUUAGGCAGGUUAUCUUAGUGUCCUUGGGCACGGGGACUAUGGUGGUCUGCUUGAAACAUGUUGGUAUUACAGACUCAGUCAGGGACAUGUUGAAAAUGUCAGUGAAGACACUUGCCAGUUGGUCAGCACAUGCUCGGAGUACACGUCCUGGUAAUCAGUCUGGCCCUGCGGCCUUGUGAAUGUUGACCUGCUUAAAAGUCUUACUCACAUUGGCUACGGAGAGCGUGAUCACAUAGUCAUCCGGAACAGCUGGUGCUCUCAUGCAUGCUUCAGUGUUGCUUGCCUCGAAGCGAGCAUAGAAGCGGUUUAGCUCGUCUGGAAGUCUUGUGUCACUGGGCAGCUCGCGGCUGUGCUUCCCUUUGUAGUCUGUAAAAGUUUUCAAGCCCUGCCACAUCCGACGAGCGUCAGAGCCGGUGUAGUACGAUUCAAUCUUAGUCCUGUAUUGACUCUUUGCCAGUUUGAUGGUUCGUCGGAGGGCAUAGCGGGAUUUCUUAUAAGCGUCCAGCUAAUAUGGCUGUUUUAAUGUGUUUAUUGUGUAGGGUAAUUGAAGUUGUUUUGUAUGCAUUCCUCUACAGUGUGAUCUCCAAUUCCAGUAUGGAGAACAUCACCUUUAACUUCACCAUGGAGUGUGGUUCCUACGAGCAGCUGGGCUACUGGCCAAACAACUUUGACGACUUUGCUGUGGGUACCCUUCUCUUGUCUCUCACUCUGCCAGCCUGUGAAGCAGAAUCAUAGGCAGAGAACACAGGGGAGGCUUAGCUCAAGGCGAACAUUCUGACUUUAACGAUAGCAUUCUCUGCAUAGCCCUGUCUACUGUUGUAAGAGACUGGUUUAAUGAGAAUAGGCUUUGGAGGGAAUGAAACUGUAAAACACAUGCUUGGAAUUCUAUCUGUGACUCAUCUGUACUGGCUCUGACUGGGAAGGCUAGUGUUGUGGGGGUAACCUCUCAAAGGGAUAAUGCACUGAAGUAACUUUUAAAAGACACCCAUAAAAUACCAUGGUGGGUAUGUUGACAUUUGAGUCCUGAUCAAUCAAAUGAGUCUUUCAAUUGUGUCUAAAUGUUGAGAGAGUGUGGACACGAAUCUGUGAUUUAUUUUCUCUUCUCUCCUUCUGUUUUGCUCAGUCUUCCCUUGUCCUCCUUUACAACAUCAUGGUGGUGAAUAACUGGCAAGUCUUCAUGGAUGCCUACACCAGAUACACCACAGAGUAAGCCAACAAUAAUACAAAACGAUACAGGAGUCUUAUGAUCCAACUGUCAGACCUUCGUUUCCCUAUCCACUAGAGGGCAGCAGUUGACGCUGAAGCACAUCAGUCCUUUUCAUUUUGGGCCAUGCCUUACUUUAAUGAGCUCCCACUUCAUAAUAUUUAUCUAAUUUCAGUUGUUCCCUAAAAAAUUGCAACUGUUUGGUUGGUUAAACAAGUUUUUGUACCCAACUCAGGAACAAGGCUAGUAACAGUGAAAAUACAUGUAGGAGUGGGGCCAUAGUUCACAUUCAUUAUUUGUCCUGCUUAAAGAGCAUGAAGACAAGUUAAUUGUGCAUGGGGCUCAUUUAGUAAAACAGUGAUUAUGGGUAUGGUGAUGUGUCCAUGUAAACAGUUGAUCAAGUUUCUUCUCUCCUCCCAGGUGGUCCAAGGUCUACUUUGUCUCCUGGUGGCUUACCUCCUCUGUCAUGUGGGUCAACUUGUUUGUGGCUCUCAUCUUGGAGGUAUGUAUCAACUUAUGGUGGCCUGAUUUGUACUUACUGUAUUUUAAGUGCAAGAUGUUUCUGAAAAAUUUUUAAACUCAAUGAUAACCCUGUUUUCUGUAAAAGAACUUCAUCUAUAAGUGGGACCGGAGUGUCACGUGUUCAGUGGCGGACGUUGAGCGAACGGGCUACGAGACCACCGUCCAGCUCAUGUUCAGGUAGGUUGCUUUUUAACUGGCUCUGGCUUUUUGCUUCUGUUGAUUGUCUGGGCGGUUGCAUAUUCAUACUACUUGGUGUUGGUUUUAGGCCUAGAGGUCAGUCACAAACUGGGAUGCCGUCACUGUUAGCGGUUUUGUCAGUUCUCUGUGAACGCAGUCAAAUAUUUUGGCUGUACGUCAUUUAUCAUCAAAAGGCACUGCCUAAAACCAUGCUCUUUGGACACUCACAUUUCAAUACUGUAUAACUUCUCCCAAAAAUCUUCGGGAAUGCUUUUGUCUGGACAAUGUUUCUGGUGAGCUUUCUGAUAACAAACCCUAAAAGGGCAUGUAUUUCUUCAUAACAUAGCUUGCAUAUAAUGCAUUAUAUCAUUUAGGGCUGGGAAUUGCCAAGGGACCUCACAAUACGAUAUUAUCACAAUACUUAGGUGCUUGGAGUCAAAGUAUCAAUAUAAUAUAGAAUAAAAAUAAUAUUGUGAUAUAUAACUAUCAAUUUUUUCCCCCAUCACUAAUGUAAUUGGUAGCAAAAACAUCCUGCCACCUUUUUAACCACUCAAUCAACGAAACGCAUGUCGCUGAAAUAUUUGCUGAAGGUGUGGUUGAUAUGUUUGGCAGGGACCAACCCUUAAUGCCCAUCCCUAAAUGCACAUUGUGGACUAUAGCAGCCGCCUGCAUGAGCGUACUUCUCUUCAACUCAUUGUGUGUCUCUUGACACAGUUUCUUGUCCUGUCUUUAAAACUCCACUGUACCUUCCAGAGAACACAUUCAGGAGCCUACAGAGGAGGAGCUGGUCACCCAACUCCAUCAGCACCCUCACCUGCAUCUCAGCUGAAGACCCUACACCCCUCACACACCAUUGGACCCUACGUCCAACCAGGCUUGUACCAAUCCAAAAUAAACAGGGCCUUUACUGGCCUAUCACGUUUGUCUGUGUGAAUGGCAGGGACUCAAAAGCAGAAAAGUGACAAUAUUGUUAGGGUUCUCUCAAUUCUGAUUAGUCCUAUGUUGUCACAUUUUGGAUGUUUUUGCACUCAAACCACUGAACAACUGCCUCACUCCCUGCAUCUGUUACUUUAAAACUGAGAUUGAAAGAUUGAGUUGCUAAGCGUUUUGUUCAUGUUAAAUCUGUUAUCACUUUCGUUUGAUGGCAGUCACUAUAUGCCAUCAAACAAAACAAAAUACACCACUGUUCUUAAUGAAUUUAUUUAAUAGGGAGUAAAAAGGGAAAAGGACUAGUUUUUAUUCGUAUAUUUGUCAUGAAUGCUGUUUCUUUUGCUUACCUGCCUUGCAAUGUAAAUAGGAUUUUUAUGCAAAUAAAGAAAUAUGGGUUUUAUCUCAGUGACUGUUAUAUCAAUUAUGAAAUAUGUGUUUAGAAUGGCUGGAAAUGAUUCUCUCAGAUGUGUAAAACACAUUUUACACAUGGCCUGCCCUUGUUUUUUUUUUGCAUUGGGUCAAUUCUCUCUUGGAUAGCUACAGCUACAAUUUCAUCUUGAAGUUACAUAAUUACCUGACUGUUGCAAUCAGUUGGAAGGUGUCAGCAUUGUGUGUUUUCUGAGAGCCUUGGGUGUUCCAGUCAUAACCACCAACUGAUAUCUCCCUCCUCCACACUCAUCAGGUCAGGCUAGUUAGUGAUAAGCAUGAAUGAAGAUUCCUGCUGAUGCAUCCUGGUGAUGGUCAUUUCAGAUAAGGGCUCUUAGCUCUCCCCGGGGCAUGCAAGUCUUGACUGAGGAAUCCUGCUCACACUGCGGAAUGGCAUGGUAUCGAAUGGAAUGGAGAACUGUUAUUCUACCUGGAGGGCAGUGGGAGAAACAUGUGUUUUUGAGAAUAGUAUAAAUUGUAUGUUUUACAACGUCAUAAUAAAAUGCAAUCAGAAAGAUAAUUACGGUGAUCAAGGCAUGGCACCAUUCUAGACAUUGCCCCUGGGGGUUUGUUCUGUGGUCCUAUGCUAAUAGUGUACACACACACACACUGGUGUUGACACUCCACACCCCCACACACUCAAGCAUUAUGUUUACUGGAAACAGAUGAGGGCAAACAAGCCAACCUCCAGAGGGCCUGACAUCAAAGCUCUGACCUCCUCCUCUCCUCCCACUAUUUGUUUGCUUUUCCUCUUGGGGAGUUUGGGCUCGUGCAAGGCCUUACCACAAACCCUGUCCACAACCACAUAAGAAUGUAGGGACAUGUCUGGUUAAAAGCCCAUUGCAUGACAAUAUGACAGACUAUUGAGAUAUGAUGUAGGCUAGCUAGCCUGUGAAGGGCUAUCUGGAUGCUUCUAUUUGAGUCUUUUCAGAUUAGUUAUUUCUAGAUUGUAGAACAGGGAUGGGCAACUGGCGGCCCCCGCUUUUGUAGGCCUGCGGACCAAUUCGAUUUAUUUUUUUAUUUUUUUAUUUGGGGGGGAACUCAGUCGGGGUCUCAGCUUACUGUUGAGAGUUAGAAUAAUAGAAUAUACAAGGUGCAAUUUCUAAAUUUGGUUGUGCAUCAACAGUCACUCAAUUAGCCCAUGACAUGUUUUUUUUUAUUGGUAAGUUAGUCUAGUGUCCAACUAUUUAAACUUGUAGCAUGGUCGAAUUACCAACCAGCGUGGGGCCCAUUAAUCAUCAGUUAUCAUAUUAAAACCUGCAAACAUUUGGCUCCACCCUAUGGCAAAAUGUGUAGAAUUGGAUGAAAUUAUCUGUAAAACUGGUACUUUUUUUUCUCCGCCCCAUGGCAAAAUUUGUAGAAUUGCAUGAAAUUAGUUAUAAAACGAAAACAUUUUCUUUACGCCCCAUGGCAAGAUGUGCAGAAUUGCAGGAAAUGAACUUUAAAAAUUAAAACAUGUCAGCCAUGUUCUAUCUAGAGCCCACCACUGCAGUGAAGGCAGAGCCAGAGGCAUCCCAGACGAGGCAUGAUUGGCGAUAAUUAGAAGCAGGUGGUUAAUGAGUCCGGCAGACUAAUGAACACCACACAUUCCUGUUUACCCAGCUUGAUGAGGACAGAUGAGGUCAACAGAGCCUGGCUGCCUGGAAUACCACGACUAGCAGGAGGGAUAGGCCUAGGGGAUGUGUGCUGGAGUAGUGGUUCCUAGACUUUUUUACUCAGGCCCCCUUUCCAGCAUCAGGGAACAUCCCGAGCCCCCCCCCCCCGCUCACUUUAUAUGGGCACAAGCACUGUUCAUGACACAAACUGUUCACACUCCUCUUGUUGGUGGAGAGAAAAUGUUGCAGGUUAAAGCUUAUUUCCUGCAAUUCUACAAAUUUUGUCACGGUGUGCGGUGCAGAGAACAUUUUGCAGUUUUAAAGUUAAUUUCCUAGAAUUCUCCACAUUUUCCUAUGUCUUAUGUGUUCAUGUGAUAUUUGAGUGACUCAAACAUGACAACAAAAUCAAUGGCCUAAAAAACCUAAGUAAAAAAUGUUAGCUGACAUGGACUAAUUGAUCUGUACAUUUCUGAAAAGUUAUAAAUAUGCCAGUCAUUGCCGAACAUAGAGAGCUAUUUAUAAAUAGCUCUCUAUGUUCGGCAAUGACUGGCAUAACGAGGAAAGCUGAUGAUGCACUACCCAAUUUCGAAAUUGCACCCUGGGCAUUCUACUAUUACAACGUUCAGGGGUAAAUUGAAAGCCGGAUUGAGUUUCUUCAAAAUCCAACAAAAUCAUGCCCUUCACAGGCUAGCUGUGGGGCCACAGUUUGGGAACCACUGUGCUAGAGGAAUGCAGGCUGGGCAGAUGUAUGUAUGUGGUGAUGUAGACUCUAGACAUGCCAUCCUCCUGCUCAAACGUGGAUACGGGACAAUGGUUGUUGUAGUUACAUUGACCACAGUCAGUUGUAUUGUAAUGACUGUGGUGGUUUUAAUAGUCAUUACAUCCCCUAGGAACCUACUAUAUCACUGCAGUCUGUUUCUUUACCAGACCAUAGUUUGUUUACCCGGUUGUUCGUUCAGUCACUGGGUUUGCUUCUGCUACCUCAGUGUUUGGUCAGCCUCACUUCUCACUAGACGCUCAGUUUCAUCAACGUCUAGGCCAGUGUUUCCCAAACUCCUGGGGACCCAAAGGUUUUUGGUUUUGCCCAAGCACCACAGAGCUGAUUCAAAUGUAAAGCUUGAUGAUGAGUUGAUUAUUGGAAUCAGGUGUGUAGUGCUAGGGCAAAAACCAAAAUGUGCACCCCUUGCGGUCCCCAGGACCGAGUUUGUGAAAUGCUAGUCUCUAGGUCUACAUGUACACCAAACAGCAUGAGGAAUCAGGGUUACAGUAAUUGGUUGAAUGAGUCAAGUGUCUCUAUCUGAUCUCCAGCUGUCAGUGCCUCCAUCCCCCCACACACAUUCCCUGCAGAAGAUGUUCAUGGGAAGCUAGCUCUCUGUGUUACCUGCCAAGCUGAAUGAUGUCAUAGCCUGGCAAGCUUUUGCUCUGUGUGCUGGAAUACCAGUGAUGAGAGAUGUCAGUUCUCCAAGCAUGUGAAGAAUGCAGCUGCUGACAGGGGAGGUGACCCAACAGGGUUAUUACAUUUACAUUUUAGUCAUUUGGCAAACGCUCUUAUCCAGAGCGACUUACAGUUAGUGCAUAACAUUUUUUUCAUACUGGCCCCCCGUGGGAAUCGAACCCACAACCCUGGCGUUGCAAAUGCCAUGCUCUACCAACUGAGCUACACGGGACUACGGUUAUCUAUCUAUCUAUCUCUCUCUCUCUUUACUAAAGAGGAUAUUGGAAAUAAAGUGAGGCAUUCACAUGCAGUGACGAAUAGAGACUGGUUGGCCUUGCCUCCUACUGCUUGAAGGUGUUGUUUGUUGCUCACUGUGGGUUUUGGUUGAUCUUUCCCUGUGUUUGUGUUAUUCCCUGUGUGAAGCAGUUGGCAGGACUACCAGCGCUAGUUACAGCACGUGGGACUGACCUCUGGUAAACCCUUUUUGUUUCUGGAGUAGCAGAAAAUAUCAUAAUUCUUCUGAACCUGUAUUUCCCUGCUAGUAACCUCAUUAUGGCGGCCGUCAGUCCUUCCAGAAUGUUUCUGAUAACAUCUUGUCAUUCUCACUGCUCUGAAAGAGUUCUCACUGAUUACUGAGGGGAGUUUCUUUCCAUGAUCCCUCUUUUCUCUCUCUCAUUCUGUAAAAAGGGAUUUACUGCCCUUUUUGUUCCUGAUCAAUAUGCUUCACCUGAUCAUUCAGAUGGUUUGACUGUGUCUCAAGGUUUUUCUUAUUUGGGUGAAUAGGCCUAAUACCAACAUAUCAGCUAUUGAAAAUCCAAUUGUCCCUCUAUUGAAUCUCAAGCUGUCACCCUUAGAAGUAGUGUGGCAUCUAGAAAGUUGAAGAAUAAAAACAAAAAGAUUCCAUUUGCCAUCCAGCUGCUGAUUGUGGAUCAUCUUUCACGUCCUAAGUCCCACCACCAUAGUUAAUAGAAGAGGAGCGAGGAAGCUGAUCCAGGAGCAACUGUCGGGGGGCAGGUUUAGUCAACACCUACUUCUCCAGCCUUCCCUGUUCACCUGAAGGCUUAGCUAACUUGCCUCUAUAAGCUCUAAUGAUACCUGUUGGCCUCGGCCCACUCUCUCACCCCUUUCACCAAAUGCGGGAGGCCUGCUUUUACAGCACCUUUUGAAGCUGCCGCACCUGGGUGCGAUCUUACAUUUCGCUCAGGGAAAACGUGGAUUUAUAUAAUUAAAGGGCUGGAUUGGGCUGGACAAAAGAACCUUGCAACUCCACAGGUCUUUAUGGUGAGGUAUUGGGCCGUUCUCACCCUCUGUGAAGCCACUGGGAGAGAAUAGAAGGAGAUGUCCCUACGCCCACACCACCAUACAGCCUUUACCCUUUACUCUGAGACCAGGCCACCCAUAUCUGGACACACAGGGAGAGGUAUGACCUACACCACAUAUCACCUCCCCUUCACCUCUUCACAACUCCGUCACCACAUCUUCCAGGUCCUAUCUGAGGUCUCCCUGACUGUAAUUACUCAGCCGCCCACCAAACGGACCGGCCGACCUGGCCCCUUUCUUCUGUUCAAUGGCAGCCUGCCUGCCCUGCCCUCCUCUGAGUGGGAGCAGAUGCACCUGUCAGUCAGGCCCUACCCAGCUCCUUUCUCUGCCUGGUAGAGAGGCGGAGCAGGGGCUGGUGCCCACUCAGGUGAGCGGGGCCGUUGAUCUGGGGCACGGUGCACCCUGGCAGCCUCCUCCAACACCUGCCAGCCAGGUGCCACUUUAUCGCCUCGCUACCCCCUCCCUCUCGCCUCUGUUUGUCCGGUUUUACUCCCCAUGCAGGAUAAGAAGGGCUGUAAACAAUAAGGGAGAAAGAGAGGGGAAAAGUUCAGGAAAUUCCACUUUCAGCUUGUCUCACGCCCAGCCCAUCUUUAGCAAGCAGCAGCUGGUUCUCUCUCACCCACUUUCUCUCUCUCUCUCUCUCUCUCUCUCUCUCUCUCUCUCUCUCUCUCUCUCUCUCUCUGUCUCUCUCUCUCUCUCUCUGUCUCUCUCUCGCUCCCACUCUGGGUGUGUGAGGGAGAGACAGAAGUGCAUUGCUUUGAUCAAUACUCCAAAUUGCGUAACACCAUAAGAAGCAUUUUAGUUGAAAUUACUAAGCAUUCGCUACAGAUAUUGUAUUGAAGUGCCCUUUUCAGUGAUUAAAUACUCAGUCAAAAACCCACAAGAAUACUUUCAUCAAGUUUCUUCCCCACUUUAUGGCAGAGCACACUUCAGAAAAACGAGAUGCUGUUCAAUGCACUGUUGGUUGCUCUGCCAGCCUAAUGACAUUAAAAGAGAUUUCUGCAAACACCCCUCUCUGUGUCUGGCACUGUAACUCUCCAGUAAUAAAUUAACUUGUGGCCAAAGUGUGGAAUGCAUUCUUCAGCAGCGGAAGCAAUCAGUCUGCCCAUACUGGCCUUUCUCUCCCGCUCAAUAGAGAGCAGGCUCAUUUGCAUACAGGUGAGAAGAAGAAAGGUCUUUAGAGAGGGAAUAGGGACGACGAGGCCGAUGAUUGUAGAGUAAGAAGCAAAGGUGUUUUUUCUGGGGACCGAAUGAGGGGGAUUUUCCCCCAGAAAGGUUUAGGUCAACAUUGGCAUGUAGACAGAAGCCUGCAGCUGUCCUCUGGGCUCUGUCUGUAGGAGGCAAGGCAGCCAUUAGUCUCUGUCAGAGCAGAGCUGCUCUGGGAAACUUCCAUACUUAAUUAGAGGGAUCCCACCGCUAGAGGGCAGUAGUUGCUUCCUAGAUGCAACAAGUCCUAGAUGCAACAGGUGGUGAAUUCUAUGAGACUAUCUUACCCCCACUUGUUCUAUGAAGAGAAAACAAAAGGCUUGUGGUUUAUGGGAGUUUUCAAGACCUAGGCCUACAGUGUUUCCAGUUUUAUCAGGCAUGGUGUUCAAACAUGAACAUGAAAAAAGUCCAGUUCCCUGUUAUUGGACAUAGCUGGCUGUUUAGUCAUGCUGUUUGAUGGAGCCUGAUUAAAUAGAAGGACUACUCUGCAUUGCUAUGAUAAUGAUGAGGUUAUCAUAUGAUGUCCAUUAUGGCCCAGCUCUUAUCACACCUACAUCAGCAGCCUACUCCCAUCCCAAUGUUGUUCUGAUUUCUCAGUAAUCCACCAUGACAAAGUGUCUCAUAUUUUUAUUAAUGCUGAUUGACCCCCCUUUAGAUAUAAAACCUAUCAACCUACUCUCCAUAUAAGGGCCUAUUGUUCAUAGUCCACAUUAUUGUGUGUGUGUGUGUGUGUGUGUGUGUGUGUGUGUGUGUGUGUGUGUGUGUGUGUGUGUGUAAAGAUGAGGGGGAGCCAUCUCCUGUGGGCAGAGUUGUACUUAGUUGCGGUGAACGUGAGAAGGGUCACUGAUGUGGCAUCUUAAGUUUCCUGGUAAUCGCUCUUGAAGGAAGUGUUCAGAGUUUCCCACAGAGACAGGACAAUGAGUCUAGUCUUGGUUGGUUGAACGCAGCUACCUGCCACCCCUCUCCCUCACUCGCUCUCCCUCCCAAUCUCUCAAAUCAUUCUCCAUUAAAUGGGAGCCUACAUAUUUUCAUAGAUCAAGUCUCUUCGCAGAGGGCAUGUAAUGGAUACUGCUAGAAUGGAACUGUUUAUAUUGGCUUUAAUAGAUCUACAACCUUACCUUGAAAAUGUCUGAAGCUGUUUCAGUGAUUUUUAGGGAAUACGAUUUCUUAAUCAUGUUUUUGCACUGAUUAUACGGUAGAUGGGGAGAGUUACAGGUAGUGAAUUCAGGUGUGUUUCCAAAACGUGGCGUUGUAGUCCUUAAUGAACUACAUGUAUUGUUCAGUGUGCAGUGUCAUUUUGGCAUGACUGUAGCCUCCCCAAGUGCCUUGAGGAAAUGUGCCAGGAUUUGUUGUUGGAUUUGGCCGGAUGGACGUGUGUGAUUUUUGGCAUAUUAGUGGCCCAUCCUGUUAAAGCGAAGGAUUAUUCUCUGCUUUAAGCCCAUGUCACCACUGUUUAAGACUGUUGCACUCCAAUACAUUUUCUCAGAGGCUGACGGAACCACCUAAGCUCAUUACAGUGCUGUGGGCAGCAAUGUGGUGUCUAGUGGUCGAGCCUGCUGACCCCUGAGGGUCGCGGGGUCAACAUGCAGGGUCAACGGAGGGGGUGCCAUACAAUGAGGCUGACAUGAUAAACAUGAGCUCCCAAGGGACAAUGCUAACAGUUCUCUAUCCUGGGUCUAUAUCCCUGAGCUGUAAAUUGAAUGCAUCCAUCCAACUUGAUUUCAUUGAUGAUCCUGAAAAGGAGGGAGUCUAUGGGAAUCAGGGGUGAAGUUGGGUGAAUGGUUGGUGUGGAGAUUGGGAGCUAAGGAACAGACAUCCUCACUAGAAUGUCCUAGCUGAGCUCCUUACUCUGCUUACAGCCCUCUGAUAUGACUUGGCUGCAAAGUCCAAACAUUGUCCUGACCUCCAACCCUAACCCUUGUAAACUGUAGUCUUCAUUGCUCUCCCAGGCAGACCAGACCACCACCAGGCCAGGCAUGUGAGAAGUGAAGUGAGGAAGCAAGGAACACGGACGUCUCGGUGCAAGAUGUUCUGGUGUGGAUUUCGGAUGGAUGCAGACUUGUCAGAUGAAGGGAGAGCUGGAAAUAAAGGAGGGUGAAAAUGAAACAAAUGAGAAUAAUGAAGAGAAUAAUCUCAUGGAAAAGAAAAGCUCCUCGUAGUCUGGAUGAUGGGAGGAGGGAGGGAGGGGAGAGGAGAGAGGAGGGAAGAGAGAGGGUGCUGAAGAGAAGGGGGCUCCUCACUUCGCUCAUCUGCUCGAUUAGCACGGUGUGCAGUAUUUUAGCGGCCCCCCUCCUCGCGCAUGCCUCACACAGUUGCCAUCGUUAGCGGCGGCAGUAGCCUGUCAGGCACUCUGGUGUGCAAGGGCCUCCUUUGUGCCAAGGUGGGGAGGGUGCUGGAGGGAGGGAUGGAGGGGGAAGCAGGGGCAGCCGGCGGGGCCUUGCAGCUGUCGCGAGGGUCGGCCCAUGGACGCCUGUGA
This is a messenger RNA of Coregonus sp. 'balchen', 25646 nucleotides long. Lineage: Eukaryota; Metazoa; Chordata; Actinopteri; Salmoniformes; Salmonidae. The record is from the annotation of a GenBank genome assembly.